AUGUCUCCGGGCUCAGCUUGCCCAGCAGAGAGCUCUGUACUGGGCGAGUCCUGGGUUGUGGCGUCAACCUCAUCCUUGCAAAAGAAGCAUCUACCAGAAGAAUCCGAGCGAAAAGGACAGGCAAAUAAAGAAGACCAGAGCAAGGGAUGCCAUUCGAUGACCACAUCUGGUUCUUCAAUAUCAGGUCCUGAGCUCAUCAUGCCGUCAAUAUGCGAAGUACCUAUCUCAGAAGCCUCCUGGGUAGUGCCGGAGUUGCGCUCUCGCACGCGGUCCACGCAUACAGUCAAACGAAGACACAAGCGAUUAUCCGAUCAGCCAGGGAAGAAGGGAGAGUCUGGAGCGUCGAGUUUGGAAGACUCUACGGCAGCAGCGCGCAGUUCACAGGGAGGUGAAGGCGUGUCCAUCAGCUCUGGAACAACAUCUAGCUCUACGCGCAUGGAAAGAUACAUCAGAGCAUUGAUCAACCUCCUCCUCAUGGCGGCAAUCUCCCACCUUCUCAUUCUACCUGAGCUCGUCCACCAAUAUCAAACCCUCUGCAGCAUCGAGGCAGUAUCAACCCUCUACCCAGCGAGCUGCAUCCCUCCUUACCCGCACCCACCAUCCACAAUCCCGCAAUCCCGCUCAGUGCAGUCCAACCCCAACCCCAUCCUAACCUCCCAAUCCCGCCUCGAAACCCUCUUUAACAUCACCCUCACCCAAAUGUCCAUCUUACAUCCCACCCUGCGACAAACCGAGUCCCUCCUCCGCGACCUCCACGCGAAUCUCAAAAAGGCCUACCCGGCCGCCAAACACGAACUCGACCUCGAAUUCGCCGGCUGCACACAAGCCGCCCGCACCGCGACCGGCAAGUUCGCCUCCCUGAAAGCAGACAUCCACUCCGCGACAGACAGCCUCCUCGCUACCGCAGCCACCGACGACAGCACCGGCACAGGCCGAGGCCGAGGCCGCUCCGUCGCACAGGACGCCAGACUCUCAACCCAACUGGCCCGCCGGGAAGCAUACCUCGACCAGCUGACGGCGCGCAUGCAGUCCAAGGCCGAGGCGCUGUGCGGUGACUUUGCCACGCUGGACGACCACCUCGAGUCUAUCGAGGAGAUCGUGCAGAGGGAGAUGCGCGCCCCUCCCUCCUUUCCUGGCACCCAGACAACUGCCGGGAACGGGGCUAGUGGCGACAACGGCAACGGCAACGGCAAGGGUCUCUGGGCUUUCAUCGACGCGAUCGUGCCGUUCACCGGAAGGACGUCUCCAGUGCGUUCUGGGGAGGAUGAGACGUCGACGUCGGGGAUGGGGAUGGGCAGGAACACGUAUCUGUCCGACUCUUAUCGGCAGGCGGCGAAUUACCAUCGGCCUGUGGCUGAUCUGAUUCGGAGAUUGUAUAUCGAUCUGCAGAGCCUGCAAAGGAGGAAAGGUAAUUUGGUAUAG
This is a messenger RNA of Aspergillus thermomutatus, 1422 nucleotides long. RefSeq lists its product as uncharacterized. The record is from RefSeq and is a predicted model, not a curated record. The transcript has a single exon. The coding region runs from base 1 to 1422 and encodes 473 amino acids. NCBI's taxonomy places the organism in Eukaryota, Fungi, Ascomycota, Eurotiomycetes, Eurotiales, Aspergillaceae.